GGGCCCCUGCACAGCACACUCAUUUGUGUCUGACCCGGAGCCUUUCUGAGCCCUUAUUCCUGCAGCUGACCUCAGGACCACACCACAGGACAUGGGGACUUGGAGCUUGUCCGAGGCAUCUCCAAUCCCUGCAGUUACUGCCCCUGAGGCCAGACCAAAAUCCUUGACCAGGAGACUCCUGUCCUUGUGGCAGGAGCCUUCAAGAGCCGACUGCAGGACUUGCUGUCCUAUAGCCUUGCCCGGACUUGAGUCUUGCAGGUGCCUUCCAGGCACGACUGCAGGACUUGCUGACUCGGAGCUUUUCCCAGGCAUCUCUCCUGCAAGUAGCCAGAAAUCCAGUCACUGCCAUGGAGCAGCGACCCCCGAGAGUGCCCAAGUUGGCCUGGGUUGAAGAGGAGGAAGAAGGCCCUCAAACUACCCCAUCACAGGAGACUGAAGAGGUGCAGCCAUUCCAGCCACUGCAGGAGGAUGCAGCCAUGGAUGGCACACAAGAGCAGGACACCGCCCGUGGCCGCUUCCGCAGAGCAGCGCAGUUUCUUUACCAAUUCAUCACGAGAAUUGGCAAGGAAGACACCAGUCCCAUGGACACUGAGGUCAAAGCAUCCUCAGAUGUCUUGGAAGAACAGAGCAGCGCUGCCCAGCUGGAUUUGCUUGUAGAGACGGCUCUUUCUAGUCCAGAGCAAGUAAGCAGCCUGUGGCCAGCCUUUGAUCCUCCAGCAAUUCCUUGGCUUUCCCAAGCCACUCUUACUGGUGCCCGCUGUGGUGAGGUACACAUCUACCAGUGGCUCAUGGCCAAUGAGUCUGCUGAGCACAAGAUGGACUGGGCCCUGAUGCAAGUGGCCGAGGCAGAGCCCGAUGAUGUGGCCAUCACUCUCCUGCAGGUGGCCCCAACGUGUGACAGAGCUGCUAUGGCCAUGUGGACGACCAUCUUGUUCUCGCCCUGGAUUGCAGAGGAAGUGACACCACUCCUCAUCAAUGUGGUGGGGAGCUGGCCGCAGAAAAACCUGGGCACCUCUGAUGGGGACAAGACGGCUGUCUUUUCCCUGACUGCACUGGCCACAAACCUGGCCUAG
This is a messenger RNA of Cyanistes caeruleus (blue tit), 1073 nucleotides long. The record is from RefSeq and is a predicted model, not a curated record. Lineage: Eukaryota; Metazoa; Chordata; Aves; Passeriformes; Paridae.